Microdochium trichocladiopsis is the source of this 3213-nucleotide messenger RNA. RefSeq lists its product as uncharacterized. The record is from RefSeq and is a predicted model, not a curated record. Bases 228 to 3050 code for a protein of 940 amino acids. Gene Ontology annotation, molecular function: ATP hydrolysis activity; ATP binding; ATP-dependent DNA damage sensor activity. Gene Ontology annotation, biological process: mismatch repair. Gene Ontology annotation, cellular component: mismatch repair complex. The transcript is spliced from 2 exons. NCBI's taxonomy places the organism in Eukaryota, Fungi, Ascomycota, Sordariomycetes, Xylariales, Microdochiaceae.
ACUGCCUUCUCGCUCAAUCCUAUGGUAAAUGCAUGCGAUCCCAUGGAUCCACAGCUAGGCUAGACGUAGCCAUCACGUCCUCACGCAGGAAGGCGCUGGCGACAUGAAGGUAACAUCAGGCACAAUAGUCGCAUCGUCACCGUGAACCUGCCAGCGAGUCGCGGGCAGACUCCAUGGCUGAGCUUCACUCCGCACCAUCUUGACAUCGCGCGGCCGCUCUGCCUACCAUGCAGCAAGCCUCCUCCAUCCACCGUCUACCACAAGAUGCCAUUGCCCAAAUCAAAUCUUCUGCUGUCAUUGUCAGCCUCAGCGAUGCGGUAGUCGGCCUUUUGGAGAACUCGCUCGACGCGCACGCCACCAAGAUCAACGUAUCAGUCGAUUUUGCCCGCGGAACCUGCACCGUCGACGACAAUGGUUGCGGCAUCCUCCCAGGCGACUUUGCGGAGACGGGUGGCCUCGGUCGGCUAUAUCACUCAUCGCGUUUCUUGGCUGGCAGCGAGGCCCAUGGCCGCCACGGAACCUUUCUGGCAUCGUUGGCGGCUUUAUCACUUUUGACCAUAAAUUCACACCAUAAAGAUCAUGACUCGCACAGUGCAAUCCGCCUGUACCGAGCCGAAGUCGUUGCUCGUCAUGUACCGGCCUCACCGGAGCAUAGAUUUCUGACCUACUCUCAUGGGACGAGGGUGGCACUUCGCGACUUGUUUGGUGGCAUGCCUGUUCGCAUCAAACAGCGGGCCUUCAAUGCUGAGAGAGGACUUCACGCGAGAGAAUUUGAACAGUUGAAACACGACAUCGCCGCCGUACUGUUGGCAUGGCCUGGUUGCGUCCAUGUCGCCCUGCGUGAUGCCAGUAGUGGACAGACUCUCUCGGUCCGUGUGCCGUCUAUCAAUUUGCAAGCUCCGAAUCAGCGAGGCGAUGUCUCCAGUCUGGCAGCCCGGCUGAAUGCGGUACUGACCUCUGUCCAACUAUCGGAGGAGAAACUCUCAGGAUCUUGGAUAGAGCUUCGUGCAUCAGCAGGAGGGCUGUCAGUGUCGGGAGCCGUAAACCUGACACCAGUUGCUACGAAACGAGCGCAGUUCGUGAGUAUCGGUAUACGUCCAGUCAGGAACAGUCACGGCUCGAACCUCCUGUACGAAGAGAUCAAUCGCAUCUUCGCUGAUUCGGCAUUCGGCGUCGUGCAGAACUCGACAACCGAAACACAGGCGCUUUGCUCAACGCCUACAUCGACUCGCGAGAAGGCUAAUAGUGGCACUCGCCAAGAACAAAAGGGACGCAAAGCCCUGGAGAAGUGGCCAAUGUUCUUCCUCCAGCUGCAAAUCGUUGAUGCUGCUCAGCAAGAUGAGGACCACCUUCUUGGCGAGCAGUCAGAUUCUCUGUCCAAAAUUCAGCGUUUGCUUCGGGCAGUUUUGUGUGAGUUUCUGCUCAAGCAUGAUCUGCAACCGAGGUCCUCGCAGCCUCACACGAAAACCCCGGAUGGCAGACCGCUGUCGACAGAACCGAUCGUUGGCCGACGAGCGACGCGUAGUAGUGGUUCGCGCCGGCGCAGCAGCUCUCCCCCUCGGAGCCGCAUCGCUGUGGGUGAUCUUGCCACUGCCCGAGUUGACUUGGCCGCGACAAGGGACAUGCGCGCGCGAAGCAGGUCGCCUUUCAGUUUUUGGGGUCGAAUCAAAUCCGGUGUAGCAUCGGACUCGCAACAGAGUAUGUUGCACAAGUCUAGUCCUCUAGCUGAAGCCAACGGGUCUUCAAGGUCUGAAGUCUCCGCUACAGAGAGCGAGCCUUUUCUGCCACCCGGUCUUGCGCCAAGUCAGUCUCCUUCGACCUUUCAACAUCGCGAUGACGGUGGAGAUCCAAGCUGUAAACGUAAUACACAGAACACCAUCACAUGGAUGAGUCCUGCCACCGAUCAUGUUUCGUUUCUCGAUCGCCGAGGAGGCCUGCUUACACAGAAGCACAACCAACUUGCCUACUGUGCAGGCAAUCGCAUCUCCGAUGCCAGUCGGAAAUACCCUCUCGUAACACGACCGGCAGAGACAAAGCCUGCAAGCCCGUGGCUGACUGAUUUGAUUUCUAACUGGGAAAAUCCAGUGUUUCCCAGUGCUGAAUUGUCGAUACCAGCGAUAUCGAGUGUAACAGAGCUACAAUUCGACGACAAGCCGCCGCCCAUGCGGAAGUUCUCGGAAUACAAAGUGUCAAAGGUUAUGCUCUCUCAAGCCGAGGCUGUCUCUCAGGUUGACCGGAAGUUUAUUCUCGCUAAACUGCCAGCAAUGGCCCAUGCUACACUCUCCGAGUACUCUCUCUUGAUGAUUGACCAACAUGCGGCAGAUGAGAGAUGCAGAGUAGAGGCAUUGAUGCGCGAGUAUUUUCAACCUAAACGCACUGCUGCCUCCGAUGACACGCAAUACUGGAAAGCUGUGGCCGAGCCACUUGACCAGCCUCUGCGGUUUGAUAUUUCCGACCAAGACGCUGUCAGGUUUGCGGCAGCGAAGUCGUUCUUCGAGCAUUGGGCUGUGUUUUACAGUAUCAAAGCACAGCCUCGACCGAUUGGCAAUGACGAGAGGAUUGUGCCCCAGAGUCUUGAAAUUACCCAGCUUCCGCCCAGCAUCUUAGAGCGAUGCCAGUCAGAGCCGCGUUUGCUGAUCGAGCUGUUGAGAGCAGAGGCUUUAAAGCUGCACGAGUCGACGCAGCCUUUACAGCAUAUGAAUAGCCCAGCAACGAAUGACACGGUCGGUGACAGCGAUACCAAAGCUCGGUGGCUAUCGAGGAUUCAAGGCUGCCCUCGUGGGAUAUUGGAGAUGAUCAACUCCAGAGCAUGUCGGAGUGCCAUCAUGUUCAACGACAGCUUGUCACUUAAGGAGUGUCAGGAAUUGCUCCAUCGGUUAUCGACGUGCGCUUUCCCUUUCCAAUGUGCUCAUGGCCGCCCGUCAGUGGUGCCUUUAGUCGAUAUUGGCUUGAAUGGCACAGCGCCGUUCCCAAAACAAAACCAUCUAGUCUCUUUUCGAGAAACAUACCGAGAAUGGGCAGGGACUAAUCAUAAGAUCACAGAGCCUUAAACAGAAUGUCAAAGCGGAGGAGUUCCUUUCUGACAUGUGCAUGAUGUUCACUCUCAGGAGUAUCGGCUGCACUUACUCAUGAGUCUGAUGCUCGCAUAUUGCAUACACAUAAAUAUACACAUGACAAAAGCGUUAAGAGCUGGGGCUUGAUUAAAAGUUGCUG